AUGGAGAAGCUCAUCUCCAGAAGAAGUGACUUGCAAGUUGUACCUGAGUCUUUCAUCUUACCCCUGGAAACUAGACCCGGAAAUACACAAGUUUUUGUAUUGGAGGACAUUCCGGUUAUUGAUUUUCAGCAACUUGGUAUUGACAGACAACGGCUGAUUAAGCAAAUUAUAAACGCAGCCCAAGAAUUUGAAUUCUUUCAGUUGAUCAAUCAUGGAGUUUCAACACAUUUGUUGCAUAAUGUAUUAGAUGUGGCCAAUCAUGAGUUCUUUGAGCUGCCUUUUAAAGACAAAGCAAGCUUCUAUUGUGAAGAAACUAAGAAAAGUUGUAGACUAUACACCAGCAACGACGAUAUAUAUGAGUGGGAAGGCACAUUACGUACUGGAGAGAAAAAUUAA
This is a messenger RNA of Rosa rugosa (rugosa rose), 396 nucleotides long. Its product is annotated as protein DOWNY MILDEW RESISTANCE 6-like. The transcript is spliced from 2 exons. The coding region runs from base 1 to 396 and encodes 131 amino acids. Lineage: Eukaryota; Viridiplantae; Streptophyta; Magnoliopsida; Rosales; Rosaceae. The record is from RefSeq and is a predicted model, not a curated record.